Molecule: messenger RNA, 2984 nt
Organism: Cydia pomonella (codling moth)
Lineage: Eukaryota; Metazoa; Arthropoda; Insecta; Lepidoptera; Tortricidae
Gene: Or-8
Exons: 6
Coding region: 665-1858 (397 amino acids)
Biological process (GO): sensory perception of smell; detection of chemical stimulus involved in sensory perception of smell
Cellular component (GO): plasma membrane
Molecular function (GO): odorant binding; olfactory receptor activity
Source: RefSeq, a predicted model, not a curated record
AGGGGGGCUAGAUGACCGAACGAGAUGAACUUAAGGAACUUUCAUGAGGGGUAGCAGAGAAAGCGCUAUUAUUGUUUCUCCUUGUCACAGUCUCAUUUUAUCCCCACCGUGAAUGGUUGGCAACAAAAAAUCCGACCAAGUUACGUAGGGUAUCUUUGGUAUGUUGUCAGGAAUGUUAAAACGUGUGUUUUAAUUUUGUCGCAUUGCGUAUGUUCUGUGCCUCACGGGCGCACACGGUAUAGCACAUCUAUACGAUCCUACCAUCUAUGAUUAUUUACAAAUUUUCUUUACAACUGGAACUGUUUUACAUUUAGUUAGUCACAACUUCCUCCAAUCAUAUUACACGUAAUGCCUUAUAUACUCUUACCUAUGACGUGAUCGUAAUUGUCAGGUGUUAUAAUUUAUUUUAAAUAUUAAUGGCACGCGUACAAUUAAUUAACAGUCCAUAAUUAAUGAACCGCUCGACGCGAACACUGACAACAAACUUUCUUAAUUUUCAUUUAUCGUAAUUUAUAUUCGAGUUAUCCAAUAAAUAUUUUAUUCAUCAAAUUCGACACUUGUGGAGGAAUUAAAUUAAUUGAUAUUGUUAUAUUAUUUUCACACAAAUUCGGAACAGAACCGAACGUAUUUCAAAAUAAAGCGGCGUGAAAUUAUUACCACAAAAAUGUCCCUUCGGACCAAGUUUUUGUUAAAAGAUUGCUGCAAAUUCGUGUACUAUGCAGGGUGCGGGAAUUACUGGUACGAAGACAUAAAUCACGAAACAAUCCCGUUCAAAUUGUACCGCUUUAUUUCUUUUUCAAUUUAUACGGUGAUGAUUUUUCUGGAAAACGUCGCCGCCGUGUUCGGUUCAUUUCCCUCGGUUGAAAAAAACUCGGCUGUCAUGUUCGCGGCUAUUCACAAUAUCGUACUCACUAAAAUGUAUCUCUUCUUGUACCACAAAGUUUCUAUAAGAAAAUUAAAUUCUGAGAUGGGGGCUGUCGGAGAAAAUUUGGAGGAGGAUAAUUUUAUGAAGAAGCAGUACUGGAAAGUGAAAUAUGGGAUCUUGUUUUAUGUAGUAACGGUUUAUUUGUCACUUGGGGCUUAUGGCGUUGAAAGCACUAGAAAGUCGAUCGUCGAAGGUGCCCCAUUCUACACUGUGGUGACCUACUGGCCCGCGUACGAAGACCCUUCGACGAUAGCUGCCAUCUUCCGCAUAUUCUUUUACAUCACAUGGCUGUACAUGAUGCUCCCCAUGAUGUCCGCCGACUGUAUGCCCAUCACGCAUCUCAUCUGCAUCGCGUAUAAAUUCGUCACUCUCCGACGUCACUUUGAAAGGAUUAGGGAGGAGUUUGAUAGUGAUUUAGUGACGAUGAGGAAGGAGGAGGCUGAGAAAAAGCUGUGGAUGGGGUGUUUGGAGGGAAUCAAGAUGCAUCAAAAGCUAAUGUAUCUCGCCGACGAAAUCAAUCGAAUAUUCGGAAUAAUAAUGUCUCUUCAAGUGUGCGAAAGCUCAGCCGUUGCAGUAUUGCUCUUGCUGCGUUUGGCGCUAUCCCCACAUAUGGAUCUCACUAAUGCGUUCAUGACGUACACUUUUGUGGGGUCACUGUUCUUUUUGCUGGCCCUGAAUCUCUGGAACGCAGGCGAGAUCACUUAUCAGGCGUCGCUCCUGUCUUCAGCCGUGUUCUACUGCGGGUGGCACAUGUGCGCGGUGGGGCGCCCGCGCCGUGACAUCCGCCGCCUCGUGCUGAUAGCCUGUGCGCAGGCGCAGAAACCGCUCGUCCUUAAAGCCUUCGGUAUACAGGAUCUAUCAUACAGCACUUUCGUUUCGGUGGCGAGGAUGACUUACUCGGUGUUCGCCGUGUUCUACCAGAGGGGUGGCUGAGCUGACCUUAUAAAUUAGUUUCCACGUUGCUUAGGCAUGGAGGUCAAUUCUAAUUUAAGACGACGCAUUGUAAAUUUUGGCGUCAGGUAUCUUUACUAUCUUACUAAUUACAAAACUCAUGAAAGUAUUGUUCGGUGAACUGGUUAUUCAUGGCAUCGACUUCAUUUCUGUAGUUGUCGUUACACGAUUGUUUAACUUUUGUAGCAGAGAAAAUCGUAUCAAAGAUGCCUCUUUUUAAACAAAAUUUUCAUUAUCCAGGCAAAUAGGACCGAUUCGAGCCUUUAAAUUUUCCAUGUAGAUUAGUCUAAACACACAUUUCGAUUCUGUAGUUGUGAUUUUACGUUUAAUUCUUGUUUUUUUUUACGUUUACCGUAAAACCCGUUUGGCCGCAUAAGAAUUAUAGAAUAAAUAUGAUAGGACAUUAUUACACACAUUGACUAAGUCCCACAAUAAGCUCAAUAAGGCUUGUGUUGAGGGUACUUAGACAACGAUAUAUAUACCUAAUAUAUAAAUAUUUAUAAAUACUUAAAUACAUAGAAAACACCCAUGACUCAGGAACAAAUAUCCAUGCUCAUCACACGAAUAAAUGCCCUUACCAGGAUUUGAACCCGGGACCAUCGGCUUCGUAGGCAGGGUCACUACCCACUAGGCCAAACCGGUCGCCGGUUUUGAUACAACUUGACGAUCGUUUUGGUAAUUGGGACAAAAUUGUUUUCUUUGUCGCGUUUUUUGUCUCCAUAAAAUGUGACAGAGUCAGGGCCGGAUUUAGGGGAGGGCAACCGGGGCUACUGCCCCGGGCCUCCACAAAAGAGGGGCCCCCCACAAUAGAGAAUUCGGAAUUUACCAUUUUAUUUGGAAAAAAUUUGGGGCCAGGGGGCCUCCACUCCUUUAUUGCCCGAGGCCUCCAGACCUAUAAAUCCGGCAUUGGACAGAGUAUAGCUUUUUGUAUGUGUUAAAAAUUAGCUUUUAAUUUUCUCAUGUAAAUUAGAAGAGUUAGAACUGAAACUCCUUUUUGUUUUCAUUAAACUCAUACGUGUGGGGUAUCUAUGGAUAGAUCUUCAAAAAUGAUAUUGAGGUUUUUAAUAUCAUUUUUUUCUAAACUGAAUAGUUUGCGCGAGAGACACUU